UCGAUUUGGAAUAUGUUCUGUAAAAGUUACAUGUUAAAAAUUAAUCGAAACUAUUGAAAGCGGAGGACGAGUCAGAUGGUUACGGAUCAAGAUCAAAUCAUCGAAACUAUAUAUUUGCUAUGGCUGGUAAGAUUUUUCACAGCAAUCUACGGAACCAGUUAAUUGGUACAGGUGUUAUUAUGGCAGGCUGGGUAGUUGGUUCAUACGUCCCAAACACAUUGGGUGUGAAGUUUGCUAAAAAAAUCAUAGAGUCUAAAAGUCCUUAUUGUAAAAGUAUAUCAGCUGAACCUGAGACUGAAGCUUUGUUAGAUGAGGUGAUAAGAGAUAUAAAUGCUCAUCAGGAUAGACCAGUGAAAAAAGAAGGGAUAGAGUUUCUACAGACAAAUAUGGCAUAUCAAAGUUAUUUGCAUAAAGGCAAUUCUUCAACGGGUGCUAUUAUAGGUUUUCCUAUCGGCACUAGAUGUAAUGCGAAGGAUGUAUUUUUCUUACACUAUUCAGCUCCUGGCAGUGAAGAGAUGGCUGAUUUUUGUAUACUGUCUCGUGAAGGGAAGAAAUUUAUUUUUGCAAGGGAAAUAUUCUAUGUUGAGGACAGCUAUGUCAUGUUCCGUUUUUUGCUUGGACUUGGGUUGAUAGCAGCAGGGUCGCUCAUGCAUUUCGUAAUUAAUUCAUCCCUUGAUAACUUGAAGGAAAUGAAAAUUCAUAUAGCAAGACUGGAUAACAAAUCAAAGACAACUAUAGAAGAACUCAUCAGAAAAUAUAAAUCAAGAGCACAUAAACAGCGUAUUAUGACAUGUGUGUUGGUAUGUUUGUUAGGUGCUCAUUUAUACAAACUCUUAGUCACAGAUCACAAUUGGAAACUGGAGAAAGAAGCUGACGAGAAAGUUGCUAAUCUAGGAUUGGAAUAUCAAAGAGGCGGGUUUGAAUUCUAUGAAAAACUUUUACAAGGUAAUGUUUUCUCAUUUGCACGACUUGGUAAAAGUUGUGGCUGUGAUAGUGAAGGUAAUGUUGUACAAAGCAAGUAUCUAAUUUUUCGGAAACAUAUCCCACUGACUGCACGCUACCAGUACUUCACAACACUGAUGGAGAAAAAUGAUCCGAGCAAAAUAGAGGAAUUGACAAGUAGUUGAAAAUACAGAUUGGAUAGGAAUUAAAUAGGAAUAAAACAAUUUAUUAAAAAGGAAUUUAGAAAUGAUUAAAAUUGGAAAUGAC
Molecule: messenger RNA, 1209 nt
Organism: Ruditapes philippinarum (Manila clam)
Lineage: Eukaryota; Metazoa; Mollusca; Bivalvia; Venerida; Veneridae
Exons: 4
Coding region: 120-1127 (335 amino acids)
Source: RefSeq, a predicted model, not a curated record